Molecule: messenger RNA, 1133 nt
Organism: Grammomys surdaster
Lineage: Eukaryota; Metazoa; Chordata; Mammalia; Rodentia; Muridae
Product: olfactory receptor 7D4-like
Exons: 1
Coding region: 138-1103 (321 amino acids)
Biological process (GO): G protein-coupled receptor signaling pathway
Cellular component (GO): membrane
Molecular function (GO): olfactory receptor activity; G protein-coupled receptor activity
Source: RefSeq, a predicted model, not a curated record
UGUACUCCUAAGUUUUAUAGUUAUAAAACCUUUAUGUCCAGUUAUCUCAAUAAAUAAAAGGACAGAAACCUUAGAGACUGAGGUGUAUGUUUCCCAAUCUUUCUCUCCCAUAGGUGUCUAGCUUAUUCGUCAACAACAUGAAACCUCAAAACCAGACAAAUAUUUUAGAAUUUUUACUUCUGGGGUUUUCCCAAGAUCCAGAGCAUCAACCCAUGCUAUUUGGGCUGUUUCUGCUCAUGUUUGUGGUCGCUGUGCUUGGGAAUCUGCUCAUCAUUCUGGCCGUCAGCAUUGACUCUCACCUGCAUACUCCCAUGUACUUCUUCCUAUCUAAUCUGUCCUUUUCUGACAUUGGCUUCAUCUCUACGACUAUCCCUAAGAUGUUGGUGAACAUCCAAACACAGAGCAAGUCCAUCACCUAUGCAGAAUGCAUCACCCAGAUGUACUUUGUUAUGGUCUUUGGAGGCAUGGACACAUUUCUCCUCACCGUGAUGGCCUAUGACCGAUUUGUGGCCAUCUGUCACCCCCUUCACUAUCAAGUCAUUAUGAAUCCCCAACUAAGUGGCUUGCUAGUUCUUGUGUCCUGGUUCAUUAGCUUUUCAUAUUCUCUGAUCCAGAGUCUGUUGAUGCUACGCCUGUCCUUUUGUACCAAUCAGAUAAUCAAACACUUUUACUGUGAACAUGCUCAAGCCCUCACUAUAGCCUGCUCAGAUACACUAAUCAAUAAUAUUAUUCUUUAUAUACUGAUAUGUGUCCUUGGCUUUGUUCCUUUCUCAGGGAUCCUUUAUUCCUAUUCCAAAAUUGUUUCCUCUAUUUUGAGAAUUCCAUCAACAGGGGGAAAAUAUAAAGCAUUUUCUACCUGUGGGUCUCAUCUCUCAGUGGUCUCUUUAUUCUAUGGGACAGGCUUUGGUGUGUACCUUAGUUCCAAUGCAACUUCCUCUUCUUGGAAGGGCAUGGUGGCCUCAGUAAUGUAUACAGUGGUCACCCCCAUGCUGAACCCUUUCAUCUACAGCUUGAGGAACAAAGACAUUAAGAAGGCCUUAAGAACACUUGGGGCAAUACUCUUUUUAAGUGAUAAGUUCCUGUGUUUUAGUAUUCUGAGAUGACAAAAGUAAAGCAGUGGGUUAAAGAAAUUC